AAAAUUGAAUUUUUACAAAGAGAUAAAAAUAUUGUUUAAAUAAAGUUUAUACUUUUGGUAAAAAUGGUUAUGUCGGAGAUACGUUGGAACGCAAGUCCGGAGGAUAAUAACAACUCCUACAAACGUAACAUGCUUAAGACUCCACCAAGUGGGCACAUCAUUCAAAACAGAUACUUAACUCGGUUGUCAAGAUCGUCAUCACCACUACAAUCAAACGCAUCGGACUGUGAUGAUAUUACUUCAAGCAUUGAUAACUCCAGUGAACCCUGUCAAUCACCUAAGAUUUCCAUAUCACAACAUGAAGAAGAUUUAUCCAUACUUGAACCUCAUCAAAUAAGUGAACUCCAACAAUCAACACAGCAUUUUCAAAAACAUUUAAAUUGUUUAGGGAGAGUUCAUAAUGAGGAUACAGGCUCCACAGCACUAAAUUUAACAAAUGAAAACUCUGAACACAUACUGCAAUCAUAUGUGCCAUUACAGCGAACAAUGAAUUCAUUGCUAUCCGAGCAUUCUUAUAAUAGCGAUGUCCUGCAAACUAAUAAUACCAUAUCAACCAAAAUGUUGGCGGCUUCAACUAAUUGUUUACCUGCGGCCAAUUUAUUUCCUGCUAACACAAAUGAACCAAUACCUAUCAAUAGUUCAGCAUCUCUACCCGAUUUUUCACAGUUCCAGCAGGCUUUACAUCAGCAACAGUCUGUACUACAUCAACAAUUUCAAAACUGUAUAGAUAUAAUACGUAGUGGCUCAUUGGGUCUACCACAUGAUGAUCCGAAUAUUGCAGCUCAAGUAGCUGCAGCACAGUUCCUACUACAAAGCCGUGUGCAAGCGUUAUCGCAAGCUGCACAACAGCUACAAGCGUUACAAAAGCAGCAAGAAGAACAUCAUCAUUACAGUCCACAUCAAAUGGAAGCUUUGCGCAUGAAAAACAAACAAACAUCAACGCCCACAAAUCGUACGCCCACACAAAGUCCAAUCUCUUCACCAACAACAUCACAAACCAAUUUUGGUUCAAAUAGUCAUAUUCAUGUAACACCACCAAACACUGCACUUAGUUUAAAAAUAAGCGGAAUUUUAACUCCAAGUACACCACAUGGAGGACCACAAACACCCCAAAUGCCGAAAAAUAUGAAUAUCGUCAACCGUACGGCUGGAGAACCUUCUCCUGAAGAAACCACAGACUUGGAAGAACUCGAACAGUUCGCAAAAACAUUCAAGCAACGCCGCAUAAAACUCGGCUUCACGCAAGGUGACGUCGGCUUAGCUAUGGGUAAACUUUAUGGUAAUGACUUUUCGCAGACAACAAUUUCCCGAUUUGAAGCAUUAAAUUUAAGUUUCAAGAAUAUGUGUAAGCUGAAGCCGCUGCUGCAAAAAUGGUUGGAAGACGCCGAUCGUACGAUACAAGCAACUGGAGGUAUUUUUGAUCCUGCUGCGUUACAAACAACUGUAACCACACCUGAAAUUAUGGGGCGACGUCGUAAAAAAAGAACUUCAAUAGAAACUUCAAUACGCGGUGCCCUGGAAAAAGCAUUUCUUAUGAAUCAAAAACCAACCAGCGAGGAAAUAAGUCAAUUGGCGGAUCGGCUCUGCAUGGAAAAAGAAGUAGUGAGAGUCUGGUUUUGUAACAGACGACAAAAAGAGAAACGUAUUAAUCCGUCCAUUGAUAGUCCAAGUGGUAUUAAUGGAGAUGAAUCACCGUAUAUGAUGAUAAAUUAAUGUAUGGCAUUUAAUGGAGUAAAAAUGGCAGUGGAGUGUAUAAACUAGUACUUAGAAAUUACAAAAACAAAUUAAACAAACAAAACAUUUUAAUAACUUCGAAUUAAGUCAGGUAACCACGAUAUAUACAAAGUACAUAUAUAUAUGUAUUGUAUUUUACUAUAUGUAUGUUUAUAUAAGGAUCUCAAGCGAAUGUGUAUGCAUUUACACAUAUACUCAGAUGUUGGUUUCUAUUUUAUAAUAUGUAUGGAAAAUUAAUAUAUGGAAAAUUGUUUAUUAAUUUCAAUUUAUAAACACUUCCAUUUCAUUAAAAUAUGAAACGUUAAAUGUGUAAAUGAUGAUCCUCUCUGGCCUCGAUGAGCGCCUUCUCUUCGAAAUUGUCACUUUGAACAGUUUAACUAAUAACUAAUAAUGUGUAAAUGCAUAUUGAUAUUGUUAAAAAACAUAAAUAAAUUUAUAAAUUUAUAAAUACUCAAUAGACGCAAUAAUACAUACGAUACAUUUCUACAUAUCUUCUUUAAAUAUUAGCAAACUGUUUAAUUUUUAAAAGACAUUUUGUGCCUUCAUUUUUACAGGUUAUAUUGAACACAUCAAAAUAAAUGAAUUUGAACUUUAUAAUUAUAACUUAAAUGAAUGUUUUAGCACAAAAUUAACCUCAAAUUUACAAAUUUAAUUCAAACCAAAAUCUUUCUAAUUUAUGCACUCACCAAGUACAUACGUUGAGUACUAGGUCUAUAAGUAUCAGACUUGCAGGACUUCUAUUUUGCUAAUGUGGUGUACAUGCUUACGUGUACAUAAAUAAUAAAGAUUUUUAAAUGAUUUGUGUUAACUAAUUAUU
Messenger RNA from Teleopsis dalmanni, 2551 nucleotides. RefSeq names its product protein nubbin (gene nub). The transcript is spliced from 4 exons. The coding region runs from base 64 to 1713 and encodes 549 amino acids. Gene Ontology annotation, molecular function: DNA-binding transcription factor activity, RNA polymerase II-specific; RNA polymerase II cis-regulatory region sequence-specific DNA binding. NCBI's taxonomy places the organism in Eukaryota, Metazoa, Arthropoda, Insecta, Diptera, Diopsidae. Gene Ontology annotation, biological process: regulation of transcription by RNA polymerase II. The record is from RefSeq and is a predicted model, not a curated record.